Molecule: messenger RNA, 5424 nt
Organism: Symbiodinium sp. CCMP2592
Lineage: Eukaryota; Dinophyceae; Suessiales; Symbiodiniaceae
Source: the annotation of a GenBank genome assembly
AUGAGGAAGGAGGGCCGAAAGAUGAUUCAUGUUCAGAAGUGGGCCCCAAUCUCCAGGGAAGAUGCCUACACCUUGCUUCGUGGCUGGGGAUACAAAGGGCACUCUGACUUGUUACGCCGAGCGCCGUUGAAGCGAGCCCCUCAGUCGAGCAGUGUUGCAGGGGCCUCUCCAAAGAGGCGUGCUGAGCGGCAGGGGCGUGCUGACGGCACUGACCCUGAGGAGCCGGUGGAUGUGGAUGAAGAAGAGGAGCCGGUGGUUGAGGAGCCCCGGCAGCGCCGGCGGCGUACCCGGGGCACAGCAGCCGGGGCCUUGGAGACGGCCAGCGUGCUGGACAGCAUGCUGGAGACUGGGCCAAAGAGGGCAAGCUCGGCGGGCCGGGCUGAUGAUGCGGGGCCGUUGGAGGCCAGGCUGGCUGGCUUGAGGAGCCGGCUCCAGGAGAAGGUUGGGGACCCCAAGGCCGGGGCCGCGAAGGUGCUGGCUGAUAAGGCUUUGGCCGUGGCUUCUGCCACGAAGCCGAGGCUUAAGCGGACUCGCUCUCGUGACGUAGCCCAUGCCCUGCAGAAGGCACUCCGGCCGCGCAAGAAGCAGGCUGAGGAUUACGAGGGUGAAGGCUCUUCGAGUGACGAGCUGGAUGACGACGAUGCCCUGGAGGUGGCAGGGGAUCCUUCCAGCUUGGUUGUGAAGCGUCGGCAGCUUAAGAAGUACGCCCAGGAGCACCCAGGACAGUUGCUGGUAAAGGGCUUGGCAAACAUGCGUGAGCAGGUCGGGGCCCUCUAUGGUGAUGAUGAUGACGGGAGCGAUCGCUAUGCUCCCGUUGUGAACAGGUACUUGCUUUCGGUUUUGCUGCCCAACUACCCGGCGAAGCAGCAAUCGGAGGACCAGCUGAGGGAGAUGAGGACGCUCGCUUUGGGCAUCGACUUGAUUCUGAACGCUUCAAGUCAUUGUGCAUGGGGCUUCGGGAUGGUAGCACUGCUGCGGAAGAGUGGCGGCGCCUCUCGAGAGGCUCACGCCACGGAAGGAGGAUGGCAAGGACAGACGAGUGAGCUUCUCGCCGGGGGGACCGGCCGUGGACAACGGGGAGCAGGUGAGUUUGGGCACCAUGGCGAAGGCCAGGCAAGCAGUCCCUCGACGGGAGGGGGAGAGCCGGACACAGUGGAAAGACCGGAUAUUCAACCACCUGCGGCAGGGCCAGUGAUGGGGCUGGCCGGGCAGGGAUUGUACACUUCGUUUCCCCAGGCGAGAGCUGACAGUGCUCCUGGCUUGGGUGUGAUUUUUGAAGCUUUUGGUGUGCCUCGGGACAUGUGCCUUCAAGAGCUGGCCGAACAUGCUUUAUGCCAUGCUAAAUGCCACAAUAAGCUGCAGCUGGGGAUUACACUUUUGCAGUUGUUGGUUGCGACCUUGGACGGCCGGGGUGACACCAGCUUUCUUUCGAGCCUCUUUGGUACCAUCACGCCUUUCGGCAAAGGGACCCAAACGCAGGAAACAAAGGGUAGGCAACGCGACUUACUUCCGCUGCCCUUGCCUGCCUUUGGUGCUCUCCUUAGUCUUGUGCCCAAGCUUCAACGAACCUCUGCAGGAAUUCUCCUUUGGGAUCCGGCCGAGGCUCGGAAGACUUGCAAACAGCAGCUUAAGAAAUUGGUGGAGGCAGCAUGUUUCCAAGCAUGGCGGCUGCUGAGUGUUCUGGUUCUUAAUGGUGAAAGUUCUUCAUGGUCGCAGCUGGUGCCAGCCAGUGUGCACAUUGAAACUCGGAGCCAGAGGGUUGCCCUGGCUGGAUUGUCCAGGCGGUGUGCCUGGUGGACUGGUCAACCUUUGCAGGCACGCCCCGAGGUUCCGUUGAGUGAGCUGAUCAGUGCGAGACAUGUGGACUAUUCGGGGGAUGCGGUUCUCAAAGCUUUACCCUUACGCUUGGAGGAGUUGGCUCCUGGAUUACCGGAGGACGGGGUGGCCGGAAGCUUGGACGCACUUGCUAAUGCCGAUGAUGUGGUCGGUCGUUGGUUGGGUGAUCCUACGCAUGUGUUGCUGAAUCCUGAAUCCUGGCCUCGCCCUCUACCUUCUGCCUCUAUGAAUGUUACGCCUCAUGAGUGGGAGCGAAUCGUGGAGGUUCUUUACAAAAAGGGGAUCGUAGAAGCGAUUGAGUUGAGCGAGGUAUUCCAUGUGGGGGACCAACCCGUUCUCAAUGGGGUGUUUGCUGUACCCAAAAGCGGGACGCCCGCUCCCGGCGAGUGCCGGGUAACCCGGCUCAUAAUGAAUCUCGUUCCGGCUAACGCGCUGCAAAAAUUGAUGCCUGGUGAUCUCCCCACCUUAGCGGGAUCUAGAGCUUUUUAUGCGUGGCGCUUACCAAAGACCUGGCGCAAACUCAUGACAUUCAAGCUCCCCGUGCCUGGGCACAUUGUGGGCCGCCCGGACCGUGACAUGGUUCAUGUUGCGUCGGCGGUGAUCCCGAUGGGUUGGAUUAAUGCGGUGAGCCUUUUUCAGCACCUGCAUCGACAGGCUGGGUUGGCACGGGAACCGUGGGGUGCAGGGUUGGAUCCUGCAAUGGAAUGGCGUCGUGACAAACCUGUUCCGAAAGGUGCUGUGGGUUCGUCGGGGGCGUGGUUCCAGUACUACCUGGAUGACUUUGAUUGUCCUGAAAAGGUUCCCCGUCACAAGUGGGAGGCAAUGGCCAACACCAUUUCACCAACCCACGCUCGGCAGCGGUUGUCUUACAACAGGAUAGGCAUCGGAAUUGCGGAGAAGAAAGCUCACAUUCGUGAACCAUGUGUGGUUAGGAUGGGAGCCGAGGUUGAUGGUGUCAAUGGCUUCCUUUCAGCGCCUCGGGAUAAGAUGUUAGAAACAGGCUGGCUUGCUUUGUUUGUCAUUGCAAAACCAUCGGUCUCUCCCCGGAUGAUGAUGGUGGUGCUUGGGCGUCUUACGAGGUGUUUUGAGUUUCGCCGCCCGCUGAUGAGCUUGAUUAACAAGUGCUGGCCAAAGUCCAUGUGGUGCCGUGGGAGGCGGUUGCCUACAGCUCACAUUCAUGAGCUGGUUUGUGCAGUAUCUUUGCUGGGUUUGGCGUUGGUGGACAUGCGUACGCCAGUGUCUGGUCUGGUCACCUGCUCUGAUGCUUCAACGUCAGGAGGUGGGAUGUGCGCGUCAAGUGGACUUACUUCUGAAGGUGUGGACUUGCUUGAGCAGUUGGAUCAAACCCCGCAUGAUGGUGAACGCUUUCGUCCCCAGGGAAGUGUUCAAGGCUACAAGUCGUCUGGUCCACGUGUUUUGAUCAUCUCUCUUUAUGAUGGCUCCAGUGGUGUUAUGUGUGCCCUAACUCGACUCGAUUGUGCUGUGCAAGGUUACGCUUCAGCAGGAGGUGAUUCACUCGAAAAUCGUUUGUCACGCACACGUUUUCCUGGGAUGAUUGAGCUGGGAAGGCCCGGUGACAUUGAUGCAGCUACUGUUUCCAAGUUGGUAUCGUCGAUUGGCUAUCGUCUUGACUUUGUCCUUCUUGCUGGCAGCCUUCCUUCCCAGGAGUCACCUGGGGUGAAAGGUCAGGCAACUCCGGGAGGCGAUCACAAAUCAGCCCUCAAAACCUUCACUGAUUUGUAUGAGAUGCUCACCAUGUCUUUUGGCGUUCCGGUUCAUUUGAUGCUGGAGAAUCUUUUUGAGCUUCGUGAAAGUUCUUUCGCUGCUCUAAAUGAGGCUUUACAACUCAAGCCCUACUUGGUCGACGCAGCCGCCUUUACAGGGGUGCGGCGGCCCAGGCUCUUCUGGGUUACAUGGGAAGUCUCGUGUCUGCCGGGCGAAAGCAUCGAGGGUGCAAGUGGAAAGGCUCUUCCAGCGAUCUGCUGCCUGUGUUUACGCGUCCUCGUGCACGGUCCUGAACUUAGCUCGUUCCCCCAAGAUGCGAUCUCGCGCUGGCAUGGUGACAGGCAUCGCUUUGAUGUGUCAUGUUACCUUGAACCGCACAUGGCGGUUACCGCAGAAGGUGUGCUGCGCUUGCCGACGCUUAGUGAGCGCGAGCGGCUCAUGGGGUUUCCGGACAACUACUUUUCUGCGGGACUUCAUCCUAAGCUUAAGGGUGAGGAACGUCAGACGGUGCGCUCGCAGUUGAUUGGUGGAACUUUUUGUGUGUUUUCUGUCAUGGUGGUGCUCGACUCCCUUUUAGAGCAGUUCGAUCGCAAGGCUUCUCGACAGACCUCUGCUUUCUUUAAUCGUGGGGCUGCGCCGCCCUGCUGGACAGAUGCACCUGUCUUUGUGAAGCAUGCAGCACACAGCGAUGAAGUGACACGGUUGGUGACGCAUUAUUUGCGGGUUGCUGAACGAGGUGGUACUGACGUCCGACUUGAUGCGGGGAUUCCGUUCAGGGCUAAAGCAUGGCCUCGCAGUGGGAUUCAAAGUCACCUCUUCAACUGGGCUGUGGUGCACGGUUAUCCAUGGAGACAUGUGGCUCACAUUAACGUUCUUGAGCUGCAGGCAGUUGUAAAUUCCGUAAAGUGGAGACUUCGCCGCUCUGACAAUCUGGAGCAUCGUGUUAUGUUGCUGCUUCCGAUGGGGAAGCAAAGCGCUCCCAAGCCAAGACCGCGCUUGACGCUGCGUGAUCAGAUGGUGACGGCGGCAAUGCAGUUGCGCUACGCUCGUGCCGUGCUAAACUUCCUCACCUUCUUGGCGGACUCUGACUUGGCUUCUCACAAGAUUUCGCACUUGUGCGAUGCUGCAUCUGAAUGGGUCGAGUUUCUUUACGCGGAUGGUGAAAGGAAAGGUCUGGCUAGUGAUGGUCUGGCGGGCUUGCAUUUUUAUUUGCCGCAGUGCCAUGGCAGAUUGAAGCUAGCGUGGAAGCUGGUGAAAGUCUGGCAGAGAAUCGAGCCACCGAUGCAUGUAUUGCCUCUCAGUCCACUUGUGGUGUUAGGUAUGGCUGGCUUGGCAGCAGGUGUUGGCCUGUCGGAGGUCGCAGCUGGGCUUUUGGUGUGCUUUGAUGGGCUACUGCGCAGCGGUGAAUUCUACCAGCUGCGGGUUUCUGACGCGACGUUUUACUCUGACCGUGCAGCGCUGCGUUUAGGCCUUACCAAAGGCGGGAAGCGGACGGGCCAGGAGGAGAUGGUCAUCAUCAACAGCUGCCUGGCGGUCCGAUGGUUGCGCAAAGCUUGUGCUGGCAAGCGAGGGAGCCAACUCGUCAUGACUCAAGGUGCGGGACUUUUCCGUAAAUGGUUCAAGAUCCUGUUGGCAGAAUUCCGGCUACAAGAUUUGCACAUCAAUGUUUAUUCCUUGCGCAGAGGAGGCGCCACAUGGGAUUUUUUGGAGCACCAAUCCAUGGAGCGCACACUGCUGCGAGGCCGUUGGGCCUCGACCUCCUCAGCGCGGGUUUAUCUGCAGGACGCAGUGGCCACUGUGGCUCACUUGAAGCUGGCCAAAUGGCAGACGGCACUGGCCCAGCAAGCAAUGGCCUUUCUUUGA